AUGGCCGACGGCAACGAGAACACCGUCGACAAAGGCACCAAUAAUCAACGACUCAAAUGGCAAGCCUCAGACGAAGAAACUGGUACUUUGCCUAACCAAUCUUUGCCACGCCAACGGCUCACUCGUACGCUUUCGGCGGCCUCGUCUGCGGCGUCGACAAGAGCAAAUAGACGAGCUACUGUUGAUCCGGCCGUUACAUUGCCCAUCCAUUAUCGCAGUUUGUCCUUUGAUAUCGACGAAGUUGGACAGCGAGAAGAAAUAAAAGCAAAGAAUGAUGGAAUUGCUAUUGAACUGUCAAACAUCGAAUGGCACACCCUCUCUACAACCUCACUCGAAAAACGCCUCCAAGUCGAUGUCGCCCAUGGCCUCUCAUCAGACCAGAUCCAGCAACGCCUGCGUGAAUACGGUAAAAACGUCCUUUCACCCACACCGCAUCGCUGGUUCAUGCAAGUAUUCGGCUACUUCUUCAAAGGAUUCGGCGUCAUUCUACUUGCCGGUUGUAUUCUAGUCUUUGUCUCGUGGAAACCACUCGGCGAUCCUCCUGCAGUGGCAAACCUCGCGCUAGCGAUUGUCUUGCUGGCGGUAUUCUUCAUACAGGCUGGUUUCAAUGCAUGGCAGGAUUGGUCUUCGUCCAGAGUUAUGGCGUCGAUUACCGCCAUGUUGCCUGAAAGUUGUAUCGUCAUACGCAACGCCGGGAACCAGGUGAAUAUUCCAGCGGCAGAAAUUGUGCCUGGAGAUGUUAUUCAGAUUAAAGCGGGGAAUAAAUUACCCGCUGAUGUGAGGUUUGUGCAUGUCUCGAAUGACGCAUAUUUUGAUCGGUCUAUACUUACCGGUGAAUCCGUCCCCGUCAACGGGACAAUCGAUGCCACCGAAGAAAACUAUCUCGAAACUCAAAACAUUGGUCUUCAGGGCACGCAUUGCGUAUCUGGUAAUGCGCUCGCAAUUGUCGUCUCAACGGGUGAUAAUACAGUCUUUGGUCGCAUCGCAAAACUAGCUAGUGAACCCAAACCUGGGUUGACCUUGCUUGAAAAGGAAGUUUUGCACUUCGUUGCGUUGAUUGUCGCUAUCAUGCUCACUAUGAUUAUUGUUAUCAUUAUUGUUUGGGCGACGUGGUUACGCAAGGAUCAUCCCGGAUGGAUUAAUGUGCCAACCUUGAUCGUGGACUGUGUCAGUGUUGCGAUUGCGUUCAUUCCAGAGGGUUUGCCAAUCAGUAUCACGGCGAGUUUGACAAUCACGGCGAAUAUCAUGAGGAAGAACCAGAUAUUGUGCAAGUCCCUCAAGACGGUGGAGACGUUGGGAAGCGUGAGUGUCAUUUGUAGUGACAAGACCGGGACACUUACUCGAAACAAAAUGUUCGUCACCGACUGUGCAAUUUCAACCUCGGUUUUCAACAGCCCCAUGACUGCCCGAGACGAGACCGUAUUGAAGGGUAAAUCAACCGGUGUUCACCAGCUUCGUGCUUUAUCUGGACUUUGCAAUGCAGCCGAAUUUGAUGCUGCAGCCGAGAAUAUGCCACUAAAUGAACGUCCCAUUUUCGGCGAUGCAACAGAUCAAGCUAUUCUUCGAUUCUCGGAACUUCUUGGCCCCGUUUCUGAAAUCCGUCGUUUGUGGAAGAAAACUUGGGAGCUGGCCUUCAAUAGCAGGAAUAAGCUCAUGAUUCGUACCUUCACAGUUGCAGAAUCGAAAGGGUUCGGAUUGGCCUUGUCACCAGUCGAAUCUAUGCAGUUCAAACCAGAGGAUACCCUGUUGACGAUCAAAGGGGCACCUGAUAUUCUGAUUGAACGGUGUGGGUACCUAGUAACUGCCGAUGGUAGUGUACAAACCCUGGAUGCAGAGACCUUGCGGCAGAUCAAAGGGAUAAAAGAUGAAUGGUCGAACAAAGGUAAACGAGUGAUACUACUCGCUCGCAAGGUUAUCGUCGCUCAGGAUAUCAUGACAACUCCUGGCAGUCAUGAAUACGAGUCGGAGAUUAUGCGACAAGCCAAGUCUGACUUGAUCCUUGUUGGCUUAGUUGGCAUCGUGGAUCCACCUCGUGAGGAAAUUCCGGCCGUGGUCAAGACGUUGAGACGUGCAGGUAUUCGUAUAUUUAUGGUGACUGGUGAUUUUGGGCUCACAGCACUCGCUAUUGCACGUCAAUGUGGGAUCGUUUCGGCUAGUCGUGUUGAAGAUGCUACUGCUUUACAACGAUACAACAGUGGAAGGGAGAUGAUCGUUGAUAAGCCUGAGCAUACCCCUUCAGCAAUUGUCAUCAGUGGCUCUGAACUUCUCAGCCUUAACGAUACACAAUGGGACCAGCUGUGUGGCUAUCAAGAGAUCGUAUUUGCACGUACAACACCCGAACAAAAACUUCGGAUCGUGCGCGAAUUUCAAUCCCGCGAAGAGAUUGUCGGUAUGACCGGUGACGGCGUUAACGAUGCUCCCUCUCUCAAAGCAGCUGAUAUCGGCAUUGCCCUGGGUAGUGGGUCAGAUAUUGCCAUUGAAGCAUCUGACAUGGUUCUCCUUGACUCCUUCUCUGCAAUUGUCGAAGCCGUGCAAUAUGGUCGUGUAGUCUUUGACAACCUGAAAAAGACAAUCAUCUACUUGCUGCCGGCCGGAUCAUUCUCUGAAUUCUGGCCCGUUUUCACCAACGUUGUCUUUGGCCUACCGCAAGUUUUGUCAUCGUUCCUGAUGAUUGUCAUUUGCUGUUUCACAGAUUGUGCCGCUGCCACUGUACUGGCAUAUGAGAAACCAGAGGCCGACGUUCUAUUACGACCUCCACGCAAUCCGCGCAAGGAUAAGCUGGUAGACUGGAAGCUGAUGCUCCACGCGUACGGGGUUAUUGGUAUCAUUCAGACUAUCUGCUCUUUCUCCAUGUCGUAUUGGUAUUUGCAACGCAAUGGUAUACCUUUUUCGUCGCUGUGGUUUGGAUUUGGGGCUGUCCCGGCGGGUAUUGACGAAGAGUAUUACUCUAACAAACUGAACGAGGCGUCAUCGAUAUACUUCAUAAACUUGGUCGUCAUGCAAUGGUUCAAUUUGAUGGCCAUCCGUACCCGCCGUCUCUCCAUCUUCUCUCACCCGCCAGCAUUCAACAAAGAGACCCAGAAUAUCCUAUUGUUCCCUGCGAUUAUAUUUGCGCUAGGAAUUGCAGCGUUUUGGCUGUAUAUCCCGCGCUUGCAAAGCGUGCUUGAUACCACUGGCGUACCGGCUGAGCACUACUUCCUGCCUGCGGCGUUUGGGCUAGGGCUGUUGAUUAUGGACGAAGGGAGGAAAGCUGCUGUUAGACGCUGGCCAGGUGGCGUCGUUGCGAAGUUUGCCUGGUAG
Molecule: messenger RNA, 3300 nt
Organism: Talaromyces marneffei
Lineage: Eukaryota; Fungi; Ascomycota; Eurotiomycetes; Eurotiales; Trichocomaceae
Exons: 6
Coding region: 1-3300 (1099 amino acids)
Biological process (GO): sodium ion export across plasma membrane; proton transmembrane transport; intracellular sodium ion homeostasis
Cellular component (GO): membrane
Molecular function (GO): ATP binding; P-type sodium:potassium-exchanging transporter activity; ATP hydrolysis activity
Source: RefSeq, a predicted model, not a curated record